GUGCCUCUCCGACAUCGAAGUCGCAGACUUCGUUGCACUGGACUUGGAGUUCUCGGGACUCUUUGUCGAUCACCAGCGGGGCCCGCAGGUACUGGAGGCCUACUUUGCCCGUUGCGUGGAGAGCGUGCCCAAGUUUCUGGCCUUGCAGCUCGGUUUGUGCUGCGUCCAGUUUCAGAAAGAGAAACAGGCCUGGGAGCUCCGAACGCAUGAGUUUGACCUUUGGCCCCAAGAUCGGCGGCUUUUUAUGGUGGACUUGCAGUCGCUACAAUUUCUGCGCACCCAUGGUUUUGACUUCAAUGCCUUUCUGGAGCGCGCCCACCCUUAUUCCAGGCUUCCACCAUUGGGCCACAAGCUGGCCGGCAAUGCGCACGUGAAGGCUACGCCGGUUCUCCAAGCCUUGAGGGACGCCAAGGUUCCAGUGAUAUUGCACAAUGGCCUCUUGGACAUGCUGCACCUCUAUGACAAGUUCCUUGGCGACCUUCCCGCGGAUCCAGAGUCCUUCGGCAAGGCCUGGGUGGAGCACUUCCCUCUGCUCUUCGACACCCGCGUGCUGGCACAGGAUGGGCGGCUGGAUGUGCUCCAGCAUGCAGGGGGCUUGAGCCUUGAGACCUUGCAGAAGCACCUACAAAGCGAGCUGCACGGCCUGAACAUAGAGCGCUGCACCACCAUUGCGAAAGCGGCCCAUUCCGCAGGCUACGAUGCGACUGUCACGGCCGAGGUUUUCUUGAUGGAAAUGGACCGCUGGAUACGGCACGUGAAUCAGAAGGCGAUGCCGGAGGAGGAUGCCAAGGAGCAGCACCCCAACGGGCGCAAGCGCAAGCGCUCUUCGGAAGGCGUUGAGGGCCUUUCUUGCCCAAGCCUGCUGGAAAGCCACGAGGCCUGCCGACGGUUCCACAACCGCGUGGCGCUGGUGAGCACCUCACCGGGCUCCAUGGACCUAGUGCCCAAAGAGGCCGAGCCUGGCGAUCCUGCGCCGACGGGAUAG
Messenger RNA from Symbiodinium sp. CCMP2456, 985 nucleotides. The record is from the annotation of a GenBank genome assembly. NCBI's taxonomy places the organism in Eukaryota, Dinophyceae, Suessiales, Symbiodiniaceae.